Klebsormidium nitens is the source of this 4561-nucleotide messenger RNA. Lineage: Eukaryota; Viridiplantae; Streptophyta; Klebsormidiophyceae; Klebsormidiales; Klebsormidiaceae. The record is from the annotation of a GenBank genome assembly.
CUCUUGGAAAGGUCAUUCUCCAGACUCCAGCCCGCUCUCCAGCUCCGUUCUUGCUCAACGCUUGGCUGCAGGCAUGGUGUCCUCCUUUUGCUCACCUCCUUGAGUCCCUCUCUACGCCGCGGCCCUCCAGGUUGAUUGGAGUGUUGUUGACAAGAGGCCAUCAUCAAUGGAUGAAGCAAUUUUGCACCUCACUGCAUUGUGGAAAAGCCUUUCGAGAUGAGCUGGAGGGGCGCACUCCGCCGGCACGGUCUGGAUUGAGAGUGGCCCUACCGGCAGCUUCAGUGGUUACGGCCAUCAGCCAUGGCGGACAAGGAACUAGAGGAGGGUCGUUCCCUACACGAUGACCGGGAGAACCUGCAGCGCCAGGCGGAACCUUCAGCAGCAGCAGCAUCCCAAGCUGACUUUGCAUUUCAACCGAGCGGGGCGCAAAUUGAGUUUGCAAGCCCUGGGUUCAGUCAAAUACGGCAGAACGCUGGAGGGAUCCUUCUCACGCCAAAUCCUGCUUUCCCAGGUGGGCAAUUCCCACCUCCGAGCGAAAGGGCCUGUUCGCACCAAGGCGCUAGCAUUGCCGAGUCCAUCAACUCUAAUGGCGAGGGUCGGUCUCCUCUGAUGACGUCAGCGGCUAACAACCCGCCGUCCGUUCUCAACUCUCGGACCGGAGGGCAAACUUUGAACCACCCGCAAGACACUGCGCGCACUCCUGAGCUGAACCCUCAACGCACACUCUCGUUCUCGCCACAUGUCACCACCCAACGGUUUGCUCCCGGCUUGCCCCCACCUCCGACCUUGUCAAUCCCCGCAUUCCCGAGCAAUCCCGACGGAGUUACGCCCCCUCACCGAACGCCCCUCCGCAGCGCCAGCCCGUUUGGUUCCGACACCCCAAACCUGCGGAAACCACCCCUCCCGCCGCAGACCCCCCCCCUGCGGCAAAAUUCCGGGGGCCAACUCUCGGGCACCCGCGACUCGGUGCGAACGCUCUCCUUCGAGAUCGUUCCCGAGGAAAAGGAACUGGAAGAAGCGGGGGAUGAAGGGAUCGCUUCCAGGGGGCGGCGGCACUCUUGGGAUCCCUCCAUGACCAACCCCCCCCGGCGGCUUCACCCUUCCCCACAGUCUCGCACGCGGCGGUCCAGCUUCUCGGAAAGCCCCCCUUCUGGGGGGGCCGCGACGCCAGGUGCCACCACCCCCCUCCGGAGGGCGGCCAGUGCCGCCCCAAGCUUGAGCCCCAUCCUGCGGAGCGCGGCCAAUAGCAGCUCGCCAUCUGGCACUCCCGAUUCGCAGUACGUUCCCGCCAGCCGCCUCAAAAGCCGCAAGAAUUCGUGGUCGGAGAAUGAUUUCCGCGCAGCGACGGAGGACAUUUCUCCAGAGGAAGGAGGAAGGAGGUCCAGUUUUCCUAGCCCGAACCGUCUCCUGAGGGGGGGUUCCGCCGAGUCCAUGCUCAAGGUCAAGCUUACGCCCCCCGGAGUUCGGAGUAACUGGCCGAAAACUCCAGGUUCGCAUACGCUCGACUUUUCCGAUGGCGCUGAUUUCUCCCCGAAAACGACAGAGGCGAGAAAAGUCGCGUCGGCCGGGAAGCUUCGGAAGGGUCGCUGGCGGCUAACCACCGUUCUGGGGUUGUUCGCCGUGCUGUUAAUGCUAACCUCGCUGCUAACCCAUUUUUGGGCGGUAACGAAAGUCGGCCCGCAGCUCGAAACGAUGGCCGCAAACCUCCGGGAGGGGUUCGGGGGCGUGUCAAAUGACCCCCCUGUGCAGUGCGUGAGGAACUCGGAAGGGGGGUCGUUGGCGUGUUACGUCCCGGCGGAAGAGAAGCAGCUGCAACGAGAUAGGCGGGUGCAAAAACGAACUAGAGCGCGGCUGAUGUAUGAGCGGCUGCUGGCGAUGGCGGCGCACUCGUUGGCUGAGUUGGAAUGGAAGCCCGACGCUCACGGUCCGUGGGCCGAGACACCCGCGAAUGGCACGUGGGAGAUCUGCGCGGACCAGAGGGGGCGGAACUGGGUGCCGCCCCCGCUAGAGGGGGAGUCGAACGGGUAUCUUCUGGUCAGCGUGGAAGGGGGAAUCAACCAGCAACGAGUGGCGGUCUGUAACGCCGUUGCUCUCGCCCGCCAUCUCAACCUGACGCUCGUACUCCCGGAGUUCAUUCCGCAGAACGGCGUUGCUGACGGCAGCCAGUUUGAGGACAUCUUCAGCGCGGAUCACUUCAAGGAGUACCUCCGACCAGACGUACGAAUCGUGGACCGACUGCCCUCCGAGCUGUCCGAGCUGAACCUGGCAAAUACAGGCAGCGUUUUCGACGACUCCGACUUUCCUCGGGAGGCCCCCCUGCGGCUGUACGAAGAGACGCUGCUGCCCGUGCUCCGGACCAACCGCGUGGUCCACCUGAGGCAGUUCGUCAACCGACUGGCCUUCGACCCCAUCCCUCCAGAAAUCCAGAAACUAAGGUGCCGCGUGAACUUUCAUGCGCUACGCUUCCAGCCGCGUAUCCAGGCCAUGGGUCGCCUUCUGAUCGACCGGAUGCGCUCGAGUAGCUCAGAAUACAACUCGUAUAGGAGUAGGAAGACUAGUCAAGCUGACUCUUCGGAGUCAGUUACAUCAAACGAGUUAGUGGGGGUUGCUUUCGGGGCGGAGAAACGCCCUCGAAGGCGCGUGUUGCAAACGGAAGAGGGGGUAAAGAGGUUGGGGGCGCAAAUGGCGGGGCGGACUACGUCCCUGGAAAGAGACGACCAACAAGAGAGUCUCGUGGAAGACCCCGAAGUAGAUAGGAACAACGGUAUAAUAGGUUUGCUAGAAGGUGCGGUAGAAAGUAGGGGCAAAGGACAACUUAAAAGCGGGGUAGCUGUAGAAGGAACUUGGGGUGGCGGAAACGCGUUGGAAACAACGAGCGGGGCGAAUGUGGAAGAGAGCAGUGGCACGGAGUCUGUGUGGAAUACUGGAAGCAGGGGAAGGCCAGUAGAAAGUAGGGACGAAGAGGUUUUGGUGGGAACUAGGGGUGGCGGAAAACGCCGGCUGCUAGCAGAGGACGUGGGCGCGGAUGAUGACAUCAGCCAUCUGCCGGAGGCGGUGCAGCGGUACAUGCGGAACCAGCGGCUCCGCGACGAGCGGAAACGGAAGCAGCAGGAGCAGAGCGCGCGCGCCGGCGCGCGCCCGGGGCGCGAGCUCGGGAAAGACGAAACCCUCACGGUGUUGGAGAGGGACGAGGGAAUGGAGGUCGUGCAUGUCGAGACCGCUCUAGUUCUUGGUGACGACACCAAGGGGCUCGCGGAGAGGACACGUGUCGCGCCGGCGGUCGGGGAGGAGAUCACGGUGGCCGAUCCCGAGAAACCCGGGCGCAGGGCGGGGUCCGGGAAACCCGGGGAACGGCUAGGGGUGUCGGUGGAUGUCGAGCGGAGUCGGUACGAGGAAGAGGAGCGGUGGCCGGUGCGGUUUGUGGCGCUGCAUGCGAACUUUCCGGCGAAAUUGGCGGCGUUUUCGAUGUGCGAUUUUGGGGGCGGGGAGGAAGAAAGGAAAGAGCUGAGGCGACUGAGGGAGGCGCAGUUUGAGGCGCUUGCGCGGUGGGAGCGGAACGGCAAGGCGCCCGACCCCAAGACCCAGCGCAAGACGGGCCAAUGUCCACUCACCCCGGAGGAGGCUGUCCUCAUGCUGGCGGCGCUUGGUGUGAAAAGGCGCACCCGCAUCUACCUGACCACCGCGGAGGUCUGGGGGGGCGCCGACAGACUGGUUCCGCUUAGGGGGUUGUACCCCUAUUUCGUGACUAAGGAACAGCUAGCCAGUCCGGAGGAGUUGGCGCCGUUCACCGGUUCUCGAGCCAAGCUGGCGGCGCUCGACUUCAUCGUAGCUUCCGCGGCCGACCUGUUUGCGAUGACCGACCCGGGCAGCCAGCUGUCAUCGCUCGUGACCGGCAUGCGCAUGUUCCACGGUCGGGGCAAGCUCCCGACGCUGCGGCCCGACAAGCGCCAGCUGGCGGCGGCGCUCGCGGACCAUAAGGACGUGGAGUGGCACGUGUUUGCGAACAAGGUGGGCGACAGUGUGAGGGGCUCCCUCGGGCAAACUGCCCGCAAGGACGGGCAGAGUAUAUACCGCCAUUCUCGUUCGCCAGCGUGUAUGCAGUUUCACCCCGCGUCUCCUCCCGUUUCGCCGGAGCCAGUUAUCGAAGAGCGGGCGAAGGUAAGAACUGGGAGUCCCGAAGACCCGUUGAUCGACCCCGGUCAAGAGAUAGAGAGGAUAGAGGACGAAGUGAUGCUCGCGGUCGAGUUGCACGCUAGAAAUAGCACAUUGUCGAACGGUACCAGCAGCUUCGAGGCUUUCGAGGUUUUGCAGAAAGCGGUAGAACCGAUUCCGACUUCCCAGAGCGCAGGUGAGGUGCUUGAGCGGGACUGAUGACGCACGCAGAUUGUCCCGGUCUGAAAUAAGGUGUUGUGUAUUUUAUCUAGGACAAUCAUGUACAAGGUGCAAACCUCCACUUUGGGUUGCAAGGUACCGUUAGGGGUAGGUCCAUAGAUAGGUCUAUCGAUCUUGAUGGUGCCACAUAUGGUGUGUCCAAAGUCCUUGUCUCACACCAAACAUGAAG